Prunus armeniaca (apricot) is the source of this 693-nucleotide messenger RNA. NCBI's taxonomy places the organism in Eukaryota, Viridiplantae, Streptophyta, Magnoliopsida, Rosales, Rosaceae. The record is from the annotation of a GenBank genome assembly.
AUGUUUCUUCGGAGACUUGCAGUAGCAUCUUCUCGCUCGAGAAGGUUUCUUAGCAGUAAUAGCAGCCAUGAUCUUGCAAGAACUAUUGCUGAGCUUAAUAAGGAAAUGGAAUCAGUGUUUGGUGAACCUCCAGCAAAUGGGCCUGCCAGUUCUCCGAGUAAUGAUUUUAUGCCUCAAGAACCCCAGUUAGCAACUCAAGAAAAAGGUGAAAGUGAACUUGGCCUAACCCACAUUGGCAAUAAAGGGGAAGCCCAAAUGGUGGAUGUUUCUCCCAAAGAAAGCAGUAAGAGAACUGCCAUUUCUAGUUGCAAGGUAAUUCUUGGAAAGCAGGUGUUUGAUUUGGUCUUAGCUAACCAGAUGGCCAAGGGUGAUGUCCUCAGUGUGGCAAAAAUUGCUGGAAUAAGUGGAGCAAAGCACACAAGUAGUCUCAUCCCACUAUGCCACAACAUACCGCUGACCCAUGUUCAUGUCGAUCUGACAUUAAAUCCCAAGGAUUUCAGUGUGGAUAUUGAGGCAGAAGCCAGUUCAACAGGGAAAACUGGGGUUGAGAUGGAAGCAAUGACAGCAGUGAGUGUUGCUGGCCUAACAGUCUAUGAUAUGUGCAAAGCUGCCUCAAAAUCUAUACAGAUCACCGAUAUACGACUCAAGAGUAAAACUGGUGGGAAGAGUGGGGACUGGUCCAGGAAGGAGUAA